CCUUAAAAAAUCCCCCUGGAAAUGCCCAAAACUCCUAGAAAAGCCUUGUCAAAUAUGUACUUGGGCGCCUAAGACAUUGAAGACCACAGACCACGCAGGUAAACAAGAAGCCGAAGGGAGAAGUUGAAGGCCUCGGGGGAGCUCAUUUUAACCCCGCUCAAACACCAUCCAGGGCCCACAGCACCACCCCAGGGCACCAGGAUUAAGGCCCACGAAGCUGAAUACUUAAUUGGCGUAAAGAAAAACCCCCGUGAAGGAAUAAUAGCCGCCAUGUACCUCUUCGAACAGAUCAAGCUCCUCCACGAAAAUGGCUUGCAUUCAAACCUCAUUGCUCUGGGCAGCCUGGUGCUCACAGUGGCCGAGAACCAGCCUGAAAACUCCCUCCUGCCAGCAGCGCGAUACCAGACCAUGGUGUAUGUGGGAUGGUCACUGCAGAGUAUGGGGGAGUACAGGCGGGCUGAGGCCACACUGAAGGAGGCACUGCAGUAUGCCAAGGCCGCAGCCAAGACCAAAAUAGCAAAGACAACAGACAUGUUCAAGGAUGGACUCACAGAAAUUGAUGUGAAGUAUGCCAUGGCGGAGUGCAAUAUGGCAGUGCGUCAGUAUAGCCAGGCACUCACCCUGCUGGAGUCCAUCCCCCAGCGGCACCGCACCCCCAAGGUCAACAUGCGGCUGGGGCGGCUGUACCAACAAGCCGGCAUGGAGCGGCCGGCCAUCACCGCAUACAAGGAGGUUCUCAAGGAGUGUCCCCUCGCCCUGGAGGCCGUACAGGAGCUGCUAAGCCUUGGGGUGCGGGGAGCAGAAGUCGCCUCCCUCAUGAUCAAUGUUCACGGGAGCACGGCUGGGACGGAGUGGUUGUCAUUAUGGGUCAAAGGACACGCUUACUUACACAGCAGGGACUACACCAACGCCAUCACUUCUUUCAAACAGUUGGAAGAAAAUUCUGCUCUUAGUCGUAAUGUUGAUAUUCUUGCCACUUUAGGAGAGACGUAUUAUCUUGCCGGGGACUCCAAAAAUGCUCUCACCUUCUUGCAAAGGGCUCAUGCUGUGAACCACCUCAACCUGCGGGGUUCUGACCUUCUAGCAUGCCUCUUAGGUGCAGAAAAGAGGGACCGAGAGCUAGAGGAGCUGGCCAUGUCCACCACGGCUGUGACCGACACAGCCCCCCAGCCCUGGAUCACCAUGGGCUACUACUGCCAGCUGAGUAAGAAGACCACCAAAGCUAUAUAUUUUGCUCACAAGGCUUGCUCAAUCAACCCACGUAGUGUUGAGGGUCUGCUGCUGAAGGGAACAUUGCUUCUAGAACUGAAGAAGCUGCAGGAAGCUGUCAUGCACUUCAGAGAAGCCAUGCAGAUUGCACCUCAUCGGUUUGAACCCCAUAAAGGUUUAGUUGACUGUUACCUAGCAAUGCAUCGAUCAAGGGAAGCUGUUACUAUAGCCAGUAAUGCCUGUAAGCUACUAGGACAGACUCCAAGAGCACUGACUCUAUAUGCUUCAGUUCUGGUAAAAGACUCACUGACUGUCAGCAAAGGGAAAAGCUUAUUAGAAAAAGCACUGAAAGAAGACUCCUACCAUCUUCCUGCUGUUUACCUGCUGUGUGAGCUGUAUGAACAGGAUUUGAGGUAUGAAUCGGCCAUUGAGUUGCUACGGAAGCAAGUUGCUGUUCAGUCAACGAGUCGCCUUCACCAGAUGCUGGCAGACUUCUUUUCCAGGGUUCAUGAUGAGGAGAAGGCAGCACACCAUUUUGGAAUUGCGUUAAACCAUGAACCAAGCAACACCCGAGCACUGGAAGGGAUGCAGAAGAUGGAGGCAGCGCCAGAUGCUGUGGAAACACCGCCGUACGAUAUGGAAGUUGAAGACAUAGGAGACUCUGAGGGAGAAGUAGAGGAGAGUGAUCUGGAAGCUGUUUGGUCAGAUGUAGACUUCUCCUUUAGUGGACAGUAGCAAAGGUUCAUGUGGUCUGUGGUUUCACUGUGAUUGCUGCUGGGCCAUCAGCAUGUGAUGUCCAGCAUUUGUCUCUCCAGUCAUGUAAAUGGUUCCCUGACUCACACUACUCUCUACACAUAUAAAUGGCUUGACAUGAACACCCACCUACUCCUGAGAUACGUGAUGCAGUGGCUGGCAGUUUUUGGAAAAUGGGCUGCCUUGUGAUCAUUUGUGAAAUCUCUACCCACUAAGAAAUUUUAGGAUUCCUCAAAAGUGUAUUAUAGGUUGAAGGCUUAGAUUUGAAGGGGAGACCAACCAUAAGGUUGUGAAAGUAAAUGGAGUUUAGAAGGUAUGAUUAAGCAAGUUGAAGAUUCAUGAGAAGGCUAUAAAAAGAAGCAUGUGCAUUAAAAGGAAACUCUCGGGGACUUCCUUCUGCCCAUCUUUAGGACCAUAUCAUGUAGGAGGCCUGCAAAGCUUAAUGGGACCUACAGAAUUGGGAUAUGUUUUCAUUGCUGUAUAACUUGACAUUUUAUAUUUGAACACUGGCAGUGAAAAAAAUAUGAUUACAGGGGGUAAUUAGUUGUAACCCUGGAUGGUAAAUCCUCUAGAACAGAUGUCUAAAGCCAUCUGUGUUUAGGAACUUACACACAAGACAAUUCCAAAAGUGAUUGCAUGAAGUGAUGGCAUGAUACUUGAAGGUUGUGAGAGUGAAGAUAUACAGUGCAGUAUUAGGCAACUCAUGGCGUAUGAUAAAAAAUUAUCAAAACCUAUAAAUUCACACAUUGGAUCUGCUCAUCCCUUUGAUAGGAGUUGCUUGAGGAAACAAUACUUGCUAACAGAAGAUGUGUUGUCUUCACAUAAAGCAGAGUGCAAGCAGUCAAGUACAAUGGCUGGCUGAUAAGGCCUGCCAGCCACUAAGGAUGCUGGGUAUGAGUAUUAUCAGGUGUGUGGAUGUGCCUCAGACCCUGGUGGGAAGAGCUGCAGCUAAACAACCAACAAGCCAAAACUCAUCUCAUUUAUUUAUUUAAAAAAAGUACUCAGUGGCUUUUAUAACAAAACCGUGAUUCAGGAGCUGUAAAUAUGAUUAUAUUCCCAUGUAUGUUUAUGUAAUAAGAUUUAUAUUUAUUUUGUUGAAAUAGACUGUAAUGUAAAUUUCAGACUUUUUUUGUCCCUUAGGCUAGAAAUACAAUUUCCUUAGGAGUGAGGCACAUAUAUAUCUGUUUAUUGCAGAAAUCUAUUAUUAGAUAAUGGUGCUAGCUAACCUAGCUGAUAAAUAUUUCAUACUUCUGUGAAUCAUAAUGGCCGAAGCAGUGUAGCUAAUGUUACACAGAACCUGUGUGACCAGUCAUUAAUGUGAAUUGACCCUGGAUUUUGAGAUGAUAUGCAGUAUCACUGUUGAUGAUCUGGUCCGAGCCAGUGUCCAGGUAUAUG
This is a messenger RNA of Eriocheir sinensis (Chinese mitten crab), 3357 nucleotides long. RefSeq names its product anaphase-promoting complex subunit 7-like (gene APC7). Gene Ontology annotation, biological process: cell division. The coding region runs from base 271 to 1944 and encodes 557 amino acids. Gene Ontology annotation, molecular function: protein binding. The transcript is spliced from 12 exons. NCBI's taxonomy places the organism in Eukaryota, Metazoa, Arthropoda, Malacostraca, Decapoda, Varunidae. The record is from RefSeq and is a predicted model, not a curated record.